AGAGAACACGCGCGGCACGAGCGCACACCCCACACACACACACACGCCUCGCGCGGCAGGCAGCGUACGACACCGACGGCGAAGAGAGGAAGAAACGCAGCGCCGAGCCGAACCCCGCAACCGCAACCCACCACUUCCCCGUCGCGAUUUGCAUUGCCCUCCGCCUCGGGCAGGCCCCGAUCCCGCCGCGCCCUACCCCAAGCCCCCCGCGCCGCCGCCGCCGCCACCGCCGGAGAGAUCGCGCCCCCCCAUUCCCACAAUCCCAUCCCUCCGUCCCUCGAGGAGCCGGCCGCCGAGCCCUCCGCGCGGCCGUGGGAUGGGGCGGUGACAGCACCAGUGAGUGGCGUGGGGGGCGGCGGGUGCGGGAGCCGGUGGCGGCGAGCGCAUAUCAUGGUGCAGUGCCUGGACGGGGUGAGGCAGCUGCUCGCGGUCCUGCUCAAGUGCUGCGACGUCGACCUCAAGCAGCCGCGGGGGCUCGAGGAUCCCCAGGUCCUCGCGAGGGAGACCGUCUUCAGCGUCAGCGAGGUCGAGGCGCUCUAUGAGCUGUUCAAGAAGAUCAGCAGCGCCGUCAUCGAUGAUGGGCUGAUUAACAAGGAGGAGUUUCAGUUGGCGCUAUUUAAGACCAGCAAGAAGGAGAGCCUGUUCGCGGAUCGUGUAUUUGAUUUGUUUGACACAAAACACAAUGGAAUUUUAGGAUUUGAAGAAUUUGCUCGUGCUCUCUCAGUAUUUCAUCCUAAUGCUCCCGUUGAUGAAAAAAUUGACUUUUCAUUCCGGCUGUAUGAUCUCAAGCAGCAAGGCUACAUUGAGAGACAAGAGGUUAAGCAGAUGGUUGUUGCGACACUUGCUGAGUCAGGGAUGAAUCUUUCAGAUGAAAUUGUAGAGAGUAUAAUUGACAAGACAUUUGAGGAGGCAGACACAAAGCAUGACGGAAGAAUUGACAAGGAAGAGUGGCGCAGUCUAGUCAUUCGGCAUCCAUCUCUGCUCAAGAACAUGACUCUUCAGUACCUCAAGGACAUUACCACUACAUUUCCAAGCUUUGUCUUUCACUCUCAAGUCGAUGAUAACUGAGAUUCAUGGGAUUAUUUUGACAAGAAACAUCAGAAGAUAUGCUCGUGGGUUUCUGAUAUGGUUUUCAUUUUUUAAUAUUGGGUUGUUGGAUUGGCCGAGAUUGUAGUGCUCCGAAGUAUGUUGCAUACUGGAUUCGAGAACUCGAAUCUUUUUUUCAACCUUUUUUCUUUCAUUUGCAUGUCUGGAUGCGCUUGGAAAAGAUAUGUAGUAUAUGCCCAAUGUUCCCCUUUUUUGAUCUUUUGGCUGGCCCGCAAUCGGAUCCAGUUCUUAGAAUCUUCUGUCUUCUGUACAGGAAUGGAAACAGCGGUUUAAGGAUUUGUAUUGUGCUUGGACUUCUUUUAAGUAGUGGCUCGAGCAGAAAUAUUUUUGGUUGAA
Sorghum bicolor (sorghum) is the source of this 1443-nucleotide messenger RNA. Its product is annotated as calcineurin B-like protein 2. Gene Ontology annotation, biological process: calcium-mediated signaling. The record is from RefSeq and is a predicted model, not a curated record. The transcript has 9 exons. NCBI's taxonomy places the organism in Eukaryota, Viridiplantae, Streptophyta, Magnoliopsida, Poales, Poaceae. Bases 391 to 1068 code for a protein of 225 amino acids. Gene Ontology annotation, molecular function: calcium ion binding; kinase binding.